ACACACAGUUGUUUUUUUGUUUGGUUUCUUUCAUUAUUAUUAUUAUUAUUAUUAUUCAGAUCAUACUCUCUUCUCUCUCGGAUUCUCUCUCUCUCUCUCUUUAAUGUCUAUGAAUGUGACUCAUUUUCUGGGAAAAUUUGCAUUCCCAAACUUCGACUCUAAUUAGUUAAACUCGGUGUAGCACACAGUACAUAUAAUUGUUUAUCUUCAAUGGGUGGAGAGAGUGCAUUGAAAUCCAGAGAGGUAUCAACAAUGAUAAAGCAAGGUUUCAUAGCAGACCCCACGCUCUCUUUCUCACCUUCUAGAACCUUCUCUUCAUCUCCACCCCCUCUCACUCGCCCCACUCACACUCAGACACUCUUCGAUAUGAUGUCCGACCGCCACCCCAAAUUCUCCGACGACAACCGCCGCAAAAUGCAAGAUCGCCUCUCCAAGCUUCUCGAAGAAGCGCCGUUCCACGGUGGCGGUGAUGUCAGGGUUACCGUUGUUGGGAGGGACGGUUUCAAGGUUUCUAUGGAAGUGCAGAAGAGCGUUCUCGCCGACAAGAGUCGCUUCUUCGCGGAGAAGCUUCGUUGUGAGAAUGGGCUUUUGCACUCCGUCGAGAUCAGUGACUGCGACGACGUGGAAGUGUAUGUGGAAGCUGUCGUUUUGAUGCACUCUGAGGAUCUCAAGAGAAGGUUGAGGUCAAUGGGUGAAGGGGUUUCUAAAAUUUUGAGCUUGCUCAAGGUAUGGGCAGCUAUAAUGUUUGACCUUGGAGUUGAGUCGUGUCUCGAAUAUUUAGAAGCUAUUCCAUGGACUGAGAAUGAGCAGGAGGAAGUCAUAUCUCAACUAGGUCAUCUGCAGCUUCAUGACUCUGCAACCGAGGUUCUUCUUAGAGUAUCAUCUGAUCCAUCUACUGCUCCAAGAGCUGAUGACAUUUUCAUGGACAUGCUGAGUGGGGUUCUUCAAGCAAAAGAUGACAAAGCUCGGAGGGAAAUGAAAGCUUUGCUGUCUAAAUUGCUUAAAGAUAAUGCAUCUAGAGAUAGCAGCAGACCUGAUGUUUCUAAAGACACACUCUAUUAUCUUUGUCUGAGGUGCAUCAAUUCUCUCAUCCUACGCUUGUCUGAAGCAACCGGCAAGGAUGAGAUGCCAGACCGCGGGGUUUUAAUGAGUGAAAUAAGUCGUGAAGCUGACAAUAUUCAGUGGAUUGUUGACAUUUUGAUUGGCAAAAAGAUGUGUGAUGAAUUUGUGAAAAUAUGGGCAGAGCAGAAAGAACUUGCUACACUUCAUUCCAAAGUUCCAACAAUUUACCGCCAUGAGAUCAGUAGAAUCACAGCACAACUAUGCAUUGGCAUUGGGAGGGGACACAUACUGGUGCCUAAAGAAAGUCGAUUUUCACUAUUGUCAACAUGGCUAGAAGCUCUAUAUGAAGAUUUCGGAUGGAUGAGGAGAGCUUCUAAAGCCGUUGAUAAGAAAUUGGUUGAGGAUGGACUGAGCCAAACUAUACUGACACUUCCUUUACUCCAACAGCAGGCUCUGCUGCUGAAUUGGUUUAAUCGAUUUCUUAAUAAAGGAGAUGACUGUCCUAACAUUCAGAAGGCAUUUGAGAUUUGGUGGAGAAGGACCUUCAUCAGACAGUAUUCACCCGAGCCUGAUAAUUCCCAGUUGCAAAUAACUCUCUGUGAUUACCCAAGCUGAAAAGUAUGCAAGGGACUUUAAAAAUGAAAAAGAUUGAUUCGAAUUUGUAAAUAAGAAGUGACAUUUUGCAUUUUCACUUCUGUUUUGGCCUACUUCAAGCAAUUUGGAUUUUCAUUUUUGCCCAUUUACGUAUUUUGAUAUUUGAUUUGGUCAAUUCCGUAUUGACUCAGUGAACGCUAUGC
This is a messenger RNA of Abrus precatorius (Indian licorice), 1859 nucleotides long. RefSeq names its product BTB/POZ domain-containing protein At5g60050. The record is from RefSeq and is a predicted model, not a curated record. The transcript is spliced from 2 exons. NCBI's taxonomy places the organism in Eukaryota, Viridiplantae, Streptophyta, Magnoliopsida, Fabales, Fabaceae. The coding region runs from base 211 to 1677 and encodes 488 amino acids.